Molecule: messenger RNA, 3916 nt
Organism: Anarrhichthys ocellatus (wolf-eel)
Lineage: Eukaryota; Metazoa; Chordata; Actinopteri; Perciformes; Anarhichadidae
Product: poly(ADP-ribose) glycohydrolase
Exons: 17
Coding region: 757-3174 (805 amino acids)
Biological process (GO): carbohydrate metabolic process; ATP generation from poly-ADP-D-ribose; nucleotide-sugar metabolic process
Cellular component (GO): cytoplasm; nucleus
Molecular function (GO): poly(ADP-ribose) glycohydrolase activity
Source: RefSeq, a predicted model, not a curated record
CAGGUGAGCUUUUCGGCUUGUGGAAACAAACAAACGCCAAAAGGUGGAGUGACAAUACUGUUAAUGUUUGUGAAACAGUUAACGUUACACGUUACUAGGCUUUGCUGUGGCUUUACGUGUUAACGGACAGUUAAACAGUCUGCUUUACCAGAGUUAACUGUCUCAAGUGGGUGAGUCUCUCUACUGACAUUCUUCCGUUCAUCGGCGUCAUAAAGACACAGUAAGUCUACUAUAAAAUCGAGCUUUGGUGCCUGAAUCAGACUUUCUGAAUAACUUGCGUUAACCUUUCUACAACAUAAGUGAUAAUUUGCCGUUCUAAACGUCAACGAGAACUGCAGUGGAAUUAUCGCGAUAUUUCAGUGACUUGGGCGUCACUCGCACGCGGAAGUGUUUUGAUGUUGAACAACGGCACUGUGUUUGUAGCAAUGUUCAACCGCUAUAAAUACGAUUGUGAUUUUUUAUCAUCAACGAACAAAUGUUAUUGUUGUAUACUUUGAAGCUUUCAAGUGUCAGACUCUAUCCUAAACGAUUUUUGGGGUUGUUUUAACAAUCCGUUGUAGUCCAACGCUAGUUGGCAGAUACGCGUUAGCUAGCAUGAGCUAUGGUUUGUUGACAGUCGUUUUCUAGAUAGUCUGUCAAACUAUCGUUGGACAGCAACUUACUACGACCGAAGGAACAAGUCUGAAUAAUAUUGAAAUACAAAACACCAUUUCCUUGCGUCAUUAAGUAUCCAAGAAACAACAGUUUGUGUCAUGUAUGGCUGCAUACCAUAUCUUAAGAUUUGCUCACAUAUUGAAGAUAGGACUGCCUAAGAAACAAGUCUGGACAAAACCAAAUAACACCUCAAUCGUGGUGUCAGCUCAAGUUGUAUUGAUGACUGCGCUGGCUGACUUUGAACCUUCAGCAAAGAGACUCAGGGUUGAAAUCAGUGCCCCAACGUCCCCUUCAUCUUCUCUCCAAGCCCCAUCUUCAUUUAUUCAGAGCAGAGAUAAUCAUGACACAGUAGUAAAUCAAGAAAGGAGGCAAAACGACACAAAGACGAAGAUGGACAAACGACCAAAGACUGGAGCAGAUAGUUUGCGAGGCGUAAAGAUAAAAGGUGAUCGUCAAAGAAUCGGCCCCACACCACAGCAGUUUAGAAAUACUGUUUACCAAUGGUUGGUUAAGCCAAAAAAAAAAACAACGUCACCUGAAGUGUGCCAAACCCAAGAGGAUGUCGAGAUGGCCGGCGACUGUGGCUUUGAAAGCACUUCAGCUCAGGUUCUGGACUGCCAACAUGCUGAACAUCCCACCCUGUCUGACGAAGAUGAAAAAACCCAACCUUUGACACCACAGGAGCUGGAUGAAGACAAACCUGUAUCACCGCCUUCCAAGGAUUCUGCAGGAGGAGGGCUAAUGCAGACACUGUCCCGCAAUCAUGGUGGAUUAGAGAAAAAAGAGGUGGAGACAUGCUCAGCGAGCUCAGAGGACUCUGUCAAACACAAAACCAAAAUAACAGACUUCUUUUCAGGGACGUCCUCACCAGGUUUACCUGUGAGAAGGCGCAGGCCAGACAAGUCUCCAGAGAAACAAGAUGCAGACAAGGAAACUACCUCUGCUGAGGCCAAAUGGCUCGGGACGCCAAUCAACGAACUAAAGAGAAUGCCUGAAUGUGGCGGACUGCUUCCUCCGCUGAGGGACGUUCGUGGGCAGCACACUGUGAUGAUACGGACGGACCUUCUUGAGAACGGUAAAGUCUCUGUUCCAUAUCCUGCUAAGUUUAAGGAUACUUGGGACGAUGACUAUGUCAAGAUGCCCUGUUCCAGUCGGAACCUAUUUCCUGUACAGGAUGAGGUAACACAAGAACUUCAGAAAAAGAGUCGCUGGGAGUUGAUCAAGGAGACUUUAAACGACACACUUUCAAGUCAACAAGAGUUGAAGAAUGCAAUAUUGAAAUACAGUGCUUCACAGGCCAAGAAAUGGGACUUCACUGCAUUACAUUUGUACUGCACUAAGGUCCUGGAUACUGAUGCUGCUGAACAUCUGUUUGGCUCCCUGCUGCCAGACAUGGUGCAAUUAGCACUGAGAGCAUCUGAGCUCUGUACCAAGCCGAUACCCCUCCUCAAGGGAGGCAUGAACCACUCCAUCACCAUGUCUCAGGAGCAGGUGGCAUGUCUGCUCGCCAACGCCUUCUUCUGCACCUUCCCCCGACGCAACUCCAGAAGGAAGGAAUACUGCAACUACCCAGACAUCAACUUCUUCAGGCUGUUUGAUGGGUCCUCUCUAAGGAAGAUUGAGAAACUGAAAACCCUGAUGUGCUAUUUCAAAAGUGUCACCGAACAAAAUCCUACUGGACUUGUAACAUUCACACGGAAAAGCUUAGAUAAACCUCUGAAUUGGAGAAGCUCACAGACUCGACUCACAAAGAUCCACAUUACUUGUGAAGGGACCAUUGAGGAUGAUGGUUAUGGAAUGCUUCAGGUGGAUUUUGCCAACCAGUUUGUGGGAGGAGGAGUCACCAGCUCUGGUUUAGUCCAAGAGGAAAUCCGUUUUCUAAUCAAUCCUGAGCUCAUUGUUUCUCGCCUCUUCACUGAAGCCCUGGAUCAUAACGAAUGUCUGAUCAUCACAGGUACCGAGCAGUACAGUAAAUACACAGGCUAUUCUCAUACCUACCAGUGGGCUGGCAGCCACCAGGACACAACACCAAGAGAUGACUGGCAGAGAAGAUGCACUGAGAUUGUGGCCAUCGAUGCGCUGCAGUUCAAGAACUUUCUUCAACAGUUUAGUCCAGAAAAACUAAACCGAGAACUAAACAAGGCCUACUGUGGCUUUGCUCGACCCGAAGAACGAAGCCAAAACCUUGCGGCAGUGGCUACGGGGAACUGGGGCUGUGGGGUUUUUGGAGGUGACGCGCGUCUGAAAGCUCUGCUCCAGAUGCUGGCAGCUGCUGAGGCGGGCAGAGAUGUGGCCUAUUUCACCUUUGGUGACAGCCAGCUCAUGACAGAUGUCCACAAGAUGCACUCUUUCCUAACUCGCAGAAAGAUCUGUGUAGGGGAGGUGUAUGAUCUCCUGGGGCAGUACUACAGCUCGGUGUGCAAGAGCUGCCUGAGUCGGCGCCCUGACGUCAGCCUCUACUCGUUCAUCUACCAACAGGUCAGCUCCUCCCCAGCGCCGGAUGACUCCGACAGGGGCUGAGCCAGACAUCACGUCCCUGCAGACCGCCGCCGUUAAGGUCAGGUGGCUGAUGAGUCACCAUGCCUUAUUUAAUAAAAAAUAAAAAAAGGGAAAAAAACGAUUUUAAAACCUUCUUCGGCUUCUUUUGAUUUUGUAAGACAAACUUGAUUAACAGCGGUGGAUAAACCAAAUGUGGUCUCCACCACUGGCAGCCGAAAAAAGAAAUGACAAUCUAGCAUGCAGAGGGUGAUUAGUUACGACCCCGUCUGUCGCCGUGUUCAUUUUGCUGCUGCUGUUAAUACGCCAAUGGAUUGAGCUUCAAUAUGACGCAAUUGUGAAUUUAAUGGUGAAGCAAAGGUUGCCAUCCAUCUUCUGAGUUUGUCGUGUUGCCUUUUUUAUUUUUUUUUAUUUUUUUUACACCCACACAUAUCCAGCCUAAUUGAAUUGGCUGUCAGAAAUCAAGUUAAAGGAAAAAAAUAACAAGAACGGGGUUUGGAAAGCUUGGCUUGAUUUAAAGAGCAGCGUGACUCUUUGGAAAAUAAUCUUUUACCUUCUGCACUCGCAGCAAAAUUGUAGUUGCAAUAACAGCUCCAGUCGUACAUUUUUCGGAUUCUUUGCUGUAUUUGAUGCACACUCGAAGGAACCCAGUUGCACUUAAAUUAUGAUUUUGAUUGGUUUGUUUCUGUAUUUUACAAUUAAUAUCAAUGUGAAUCUUUUAUGUGUUGUUUGACAGAUUUUGAAAAUAAAAUCAGUUUAAAGUAAA